Molecule: messenger RNA, 357 nt
Organism: Miscanthus lutarioriparius
Lineage: Eukaryota; Viridiplantae; Streptophyta; Magnoliopsida; Poales; Poaceae
Source: the annotation of a GenBank genome assembly
AUGGUUUUGCGGGCGGAGCCGGGGUGGGGUGCUAGGGUACAUAGGCAGCAGCCGACCACUGUUCUUCUCCCCUUCCGUGACACUGAAAGGGUGGUCCCAUACACGGAGGAGGGUGUAUACAUCAGUGCCGCGCCGUACUGUCAUUAUGAUCCAUCAGUUGGGUCCUACACCUCGUUCGGACAACUACUGAGGCAUGCAAAUGCUGGGGAGUUGUGCCAGUACAACAGUGGACUCAAUCAAUUGUUCAGAAGUGAUGAAGUGCAUGGAUUACAACAAGUUCAGGCUGAUGACGAGAUACACCAGGUUCAAGGGUAUGAAGCUGGUGAGGAUUCAGCAUAUGAGUCUGAACGAGGAUGA